Molecule: messenger RNA, 770 nt
Organism: Fukomys damarensis (Damara mole-rat)
Lineage: Eukaryota; Metazoa; Chordata; Mammalia; Rodentia; Bathyergidae
Gene: Nap1l5
Product: nucleosome assembly protein 1 like 5
Biological process (GO): nucleosome assembly
Cellular component (GO): nucleus
Source: RefSeq, a predicted model, not a curated record
AUGAGCCCGCACAAGCGGCUCGGGAAAGGCGCCCCACGCCCGCGGAAUUCGCUGCACAAGACAAGGGCGGCAUCCAGAUGCGGGUUUUGGGCCGGGCACUGGGUGGCAACAGUCACACUUAGCACAGUGCGAGCGGCAGCCAGUGAGUGGCGGCGGGCGGGACCGGCAGCCUUCGGACACAGCCUCGGCCUCCGCCACGGCUUGGAGGUACUGGCCCAGGGAGUUGCGGCAGCCAGUGCGGCCAAACAGGAGUCCAAGGAGCCCCGCCCCGCGGAGAACGCUCCCAAGCCCAGGAAUGACUUUCUUGAGAGCCUGCCCAAUUCCGUCAAGUGCCGCGUCCUGGCACUCAAAAAGCUGCAGAGGCGAUGUGAUAAGAUAGAGGCCAAAUUCGACAAGGAAUUUCAGGCUCUGGAGAAAAAGUACAAUGACAUUUAUAAGUCCUUGGUCACCAAGAUCCAAAAGCUCACGGGCGAGAUGGAGGAGUGUGCGUGGACUUUGGAGAGGGAGGACCAGGAUGAAGACGACUGUGAAGACGAGGAGGAGGAGCAGGAGGAGCAGGAGGAGGAGGAGGAGGAGGAGGAGGAGGCCGCCACAGGAGCUAGCAGUGCCUAAGUGCCCCAGGACGCCAAGAAGUAAGAGUGUCAGGGAAGAUGCCAGACACCCUCCUCCCGUUAUUUUAAUAUUAGUGGACUUCAAAGGGCUCAGGUUUUAGAUAAAAAAUACAAUGUGAAUUUAUUCUGACAUUCCUAAAUUAAAGCAAUUAGAUGAUC